AUGACGCGUAUGCUGGUGCCGAUGGUGCUGGUGGCCGGCGCGGUGGAGGCCUUUGGCACCCGAUGGCACGCCGAGCACAUGGCGUGCAAAGAGUGUGGCCUGGAUCUGGUGGUUGCAGAGCCGUUUCUGGACAAGACCUCAGGCUACGUGUACUGUGCUGAUCAUUUUAAUGCUCUUCAUCAUCUGACGUGCCAAGGCUGCGGCGAUGUCAUUGUCGGCGCACACCUGUACGAGCUCGAUCGUCACUGGCAUCAGGCCUGCUUUGUCUGUACCGUCUGCGCCUGUGCCUUCACCAGCUCAUAUCACGUUCAUCGCAACAAACCUUACUGCCCCGAGCACUACUACACUCGCCUUGGCUACAUUUGCUCGGCUUGCACAAAGCCGAUCACCGACGGCGCGCACAUCCGCGCCUGUGACUCGAUGUGGCACGCAUCCUGCUUUGUCUGCUCAGCCUGCUCCGCCGUCCUAGAUCACGGCUACUUUCGCGGUCCUGACUCUCGCCCGCUCUGCCCAGAGUGCUCACAGCCAUCCGCGCUGCGUAACAUGGCGCUUGCCGGGCGAUCAUCGACUCUGCCGACAUCGGCUCGCCCGGCACCGCCGCAUACCGGCGUCGGCCGCCGCUCGUGGUCCCAGCUGACGGCGCCAGUGGUGAACGAACACAACGCCUCGCCCGAAGACCACAACGAGCUGCUUCGACACCGGCUGCGGGUCUUUGUCAACCACCUUGGCGCCCGCCACUAUGGCGAGCUCCGCGCCGCGGUUCUCGCCGUCGUCAAGCAGGUCCACAUGCUGGCCGCAGCUGUCACCGCUCUGCAGGGCUUUGACAGCCAGGACCUGGUCAAUGCUGCUGUAGCCUUUGCCAGCAAGGCCCGCAUUCUGUUCAACGGGCGCAAUGGAAUGACGACGACAGCACUCGACUCUGUUGUCCAGUCCAUUGUGGCUGCGGCGCGCAAUCUGACCGAUGCCGCAGCGCGCACAGUUGCGCUCCACACCUCGCUCUCCCAGCUCGGAUCACUGUUAGAUGUCUAUCCCCGCCCGCCGUCGGUCCACGACGCACUCGUUGGCACUGAAGCCGAGGGAGCGUCGGCCGCCGACGAUGCGCUCAGCAUUCGCACCUCGUCGGCGUCCGAGUCUACCGAGGCCGUUCCAUCCGGUGACUUUGACCGCGACGGCCCGCAAGUCCACGGCGGCAAGCCCGGCGAGACCGACCAGUUUGUGGCACGGGUGCUGUUGGCGUCCGACGCCGAAGACGGAUCGUCUGGCGCUGCCAACCUUGUUUCGCUCACACCGAACGACGUUCGCCGCCUCGAGUUGGUACGCGAGCUCAUCGCUUCUGAGGAGAAGCAUGUGGCUCAGCUCGCCACCGUCACAUACGACUACCUCAUGCCGCUCCGGUUUCUGGGCGCCAACACGCUCGCGGUGGAUAAGCGCGAGAUCAUCUUUUGCAACGUCGAGUCGCUCUUUGCCUUUCACAGCGAGUUUCUCGAAGCGCUGCGGGCAAACUCGGCCGAGUCGCCCACUGCUGCUGGCCUCGACAGUGUGCUCGCGGGAGCGAUGGAUGACAUCACCUCGCUGUACCGAACGUACGGCAUGAACUCGGCGCUGGCCCUUGGCGAGUUGACCAAGGUCCGCGAAGCUCCCGGAGCGCAUCGAGCCUUCCUCGACUUUCUGAGCGAGGCCGCGGCGCGGACCGAGGCGACUGUGGCGUACAAGAGCAAGCUCGAGCAACUGCUCAUGGUUCCGCUCAAGCGGCUCGCGGCGCUGACGCUGCUGGUCACACAGCUGGCGGCCGUGGCCGAGCCCGGAUCACUGCUUCCGGACCACGCGGCCCGCCUUGACGCGCUGGCCUCGGAGGUCCACGCGGCUCAGACCCGGAUGAUCAACUGGCAGCGGGUCGUGAUGGUCAAGGCCGCCGUCCGCGACUGCCCCUUUGACAUUUCUGGCAACUCGGAGCGAGUUGUGCGCAAGGAGGGGCCGCUCGAGCGCUGUGGUGGGAGCUCCGGCACUAGCAAAAAGGUCGAGACUUUCUACGUCUUUCUCUUCUCGGACGUCAUGGUGUGGACAAAGCCAUCGAAGAAGGAGGGCUUCUUUGUCUUUAAGGGCAUGGCCACGCUCGUCGACAUCGAGGCCAUGUACCAAGACUCGGGCUCUUCCUCGGGCUUUUCCAUCGAGCUCAACGACGGCCGAACUAUCCACUGGCUCGCAGCCUCGUUCAAUGAGAUGCAAGCCUGGCUGCUUGCCCUCGGCCCAACCCUUGCCGAGUUCCAGGAUGAGCUGAUAGGCCUGGUGCAUGCAUCGCCGGCCGCCGACACCGCUCAUGCGGCCACGCCCGCCUCCGCCUCCGGCCCCGAUCCCACCUCCCACUACAGCUGA
Thecamonas trahens ATCC 50062 is the source of this 2373-nucleotide messenger RNA. RefSeq lists its product as uncharacterized. The record is from RefSeq and is a predicted model, not a curated record. Gene Ontology annotation, molecular function: transcription coregulator activity; guanyl-nucleotide exchange factor activity. Gene Ontology annotation, cellular component: Z disc; nucleus. Bases 1 to 2373 code for a protein of 790 amino acids. Lineage: Eukaryota; Apusomonadida; Apusomonadidae. The transcript is spliced from 2 exons.